Messenger RNA from Pipistrellus nathusii (Nathusius's pipistrelle), 501 nucleotides. The record is from the annotation of a GenBank genome assembly. Lineage: Eukaryota; Metazoa; Chordata; Mammalia; Chiroptera; Vespertilionidae.
AUGAAGUUGGACCUUUGGUAUUUCUUUCUCUUCUACUUCCAAGUUGAAGUUCUAACAGAAAAAAACGAUUUUGCCAAGUCUAAAAUAUUUACAUUUCACAAUGGAGGUGUACAAAUGUUAUGCAAAUGCUCUGAGAAUGUCCAGCAAUUUAGAAUGGAGUUGAUGAAAGGGACGCAAGUAAUUUGUGAUUUCAGUAAGACAAAGAAAGGAAACACCAUAUCCAAAUGGAGUUUGAAAUCCUGUCAACCAUCCAAUAACAGUGUCUCUUACUUUCUGAAUAACUUGGACAGUUCUCAUGACAGCUAUUACUCCUGCAAACUAUCAAUUUUUGAUCCUCCUCCUUUUCAAGAGAUGAUCAAGAGCGAAUAUUUGCAUAUUUACGAAUCACAGCUUUGUUGCCAGCUGAAGUUCUGGCUACCCAUAGGAUGUGCAGCUUUUGGUGUCGUCUUCAUUUUUGGAUGCACAUUUCUUUGUUGGCUUAAAAAUAAGAUUAUUAUGUGA